CGCUUAUUAAAAAGCAGAAAUCUACCCCGAAAAUUUCAAUAGACCGAAAAGUCAGAACUAACCAUGUAUAUCUCAUAUUUAACUGUGUCCGGAUUCUCGUUUCUUCUUUGUUUUGAUUAUAUGCUUGUUGAUGGAUUUAAAGUUCGUGAACAUGAAUCACAUCAAGAUAGAAGUUUGGAAAGCUUUAUAAAAUGUUUAAAAGGUUGUGAAGAAAAGGACAAGGAUUCAAGCUCUUUGUUCCAAAGAAUUAGACGGUCGGAGAAGUCAUUAGAACUUGUUCCAGCAGGAAAAGAAACAGAUAGUUUAGUCUCAGGCAAAGAACUCAAAGAGACGGGAAACAAAAUGAACAAUGAUGAACAUAUUUAUGUCACAAAUAAACCCACUCAUAAAACAACAUUAUCUGAUAUUUUACUUUCACGAACUGGUACCAGACAUUUUGUGUCUGUAACUGAAGGGUUGGAUAGCAGUCUAGAAAGUUCAGACCAAAGUUCACAAGAAUUACAUGAUGAUGUGGGAGGCCAUGAAGAUGUAGUUGACCAUGGAGAUGUUAGUUCCAGUUGGAACUGUCAUCAUUUAUGUUUGCGUAAUUCAAAUAUUUUUGGUUAAACACAUCAAUGGAAGUUUGGUUUAUAAACAUAGACUAAAAGAGAUCUGACGUUUUAUGUUUCUUCCGUUUGUACACUGGCGAUUUGUGUUCUUCUAUGUAUAUACUGACGUCUCAUGGUUCUUUUAUGUCUCCACAAACGAAUUAUGUUUCUACAAUGUGUAUACAUACUGACGUUUUAUGCUUCUUUUGUGUAUAUUCUGACAAAUCCUUUCUAUGUUUCUGAGUAUUUACUGACUUUUUUUUAAGUGUAUAUACUGACGAUUUAUGUUUCCACAGUGUGUAUACUGACGAUUUAUGUUUCUUCUGUGUAUAUGUUGUAUGUGUGUUCGAAGUAUAUGUUAACGAUGUACGUUCUGAUGUAUGUAUGCAUGUGUGUUAUGUGUACACGAUGUGCAUUUUUUUCUGUGUAUAUAUACUGACGAUUUUUUCCCUUUUUUUAGCUCACCUGGCCCGAAGGGC
This is a messenger RNA of Mytilus trossulus (common blue mussel), 1066 nucleotides long. RefSeq lists its product as uncharacterized. The transcript has 4 exons. Lineage: Eukaryota; Metazoa; Mollusca; Bivalvia; Mytilida; Mytilidae. Bases 64 to 606 code for a protein of 180 amino acids. The record is from RefSeq and is a predicted model, not a curated record.